AUGACCACGCUCUUCCGGCGAUCGAGCAGCCUCGCCAGAUUAGCGACGACGCAUAUCGACACGAAUGUCUGCCCACUGUCCCGCUCUCUCCGCAGAUCCAUCGCACGAACAGCGUACCACCCGGCGUCGACGAUACGCACAUACUCCACUGUCAAGCCUGGGGAUCCGAAAGACGGCAAAAAUCUGAACGCCAAUACAGGUGGAAAGCAGGUGACGAGAGAUGGGAGCAGGCCAGGAAAGCCCGCACGGGGCUUCGAGAGCCUCUACAGCGAUGCAGGUCCUUUGUCUCAUCGAGGCGCCUCAGAUGCCAAACAACAGACAGACUCUCCUCAAAUGUCUAUGCUCACCAAGGAGGAACAAGAGGCGUUGGACAGCCUGCUGAGUACAAUCAGGAAGGGGCUGCCUGCUUCAGACGCGAACGCGGUUGAAAAGUCUUUUGAGGAGUUCAAACGCAAAGGCAUACCCUCUGAGGUUCGAGAGGUCAUGGAAAAUCUGAAAAAUCGGCCUCUGGACAUUGCAAGUGCUGCGAAGCUAGUUUCUUGGACUGGAAGAUUGGCACGUGAACAAGCUUCAAAACGCAUUGCAGAGGAGAGUAAAGGCUUCGUCGGCCCAAAGUCAGGAGAGGAAAAGCAGGGAAAGAAGGAAAAGUCCAAGGGAGAUGAUAAGAAGAAGCCUGGGGAGAUGAAUUUCAAAGAAUUCACAGCGAAACUGGACACAGGAACAUUCUUGGCCACUGCUUUCGUAGCCUACCUGCUAUACCGUACCGUCAUGCCAAGCGAGAACUCGAAGGAUAUAACGUUCCAAGAAUUCAAGACCACAUUCUUCGACAAGGGCCUGGUGGACAAGCUUACAGUGAUCAAUCGCCACAGAGUCCGCGUUGACCUCCACCGGGAGGCUACUGGUAGAAUGUACCCCGAAAGCCCAGCACAGCACGGCAAUUUCCGUUAUUACUUCAGCAUUGGAUCUGUGGAGGCAUUCGAGAGACAAUUGGAGGAUGUGCAGAACUCGCUAGGCAUCCCCAGCUCGGAGCGCAUACCAGUAUCCUAUGUGAAUGAGACAGGUUGGAUCAACGUCUUGAUGCCUCUUGCCCCAACGAUCUUGUUUGUCCUCUCAAUCUACUGGUUUUCGAGGCGUGCUGGUGGGGGCGGGGCUAGUGGUUCAAGUGGGAUAUUUGGGAUCGGUAAAAGCAAAGCUAAGAAGUUCAACCAUGAAACGGAGGUCCAGGUCCGCUUCAAGGACGUAGCUGGUAUGGACGAGGCCAAACAAGAGAUCAUGGAAUUUGUCAGCUUCUUGAAAACGCCGGACCAAUACCAAAGGUUAGGAGCUAAGAUCCCUCGAGGUGCGCUUCUGUCUGGUCCGCCAGGUACCGGUAAGACACUAUUGGCGAAGGCUACGGCGGGAGAAUCACAAGUACCUUUCUUCAGCAUAAGCGGUUCCGAAUUCGUGGAGAUCUUCGUUGGUGUUGGAGCCUCGCGUGUCAGGGAUCUCUUCCAGAACGCUCGCAAAAACGCGCCUUGCAUUAUCUUCAUUGACGAGAUUGACGCCGUGGGUAAAGCGAGAGGCAAGGGUGGAUUUUCAGGAGGCAACGACGAAAGAGAGGGGACAUUGAACCAAAUUCUGACGGAAAUGGACGGCUUCAACACUACCGAACAGGUCGUCGUGCUGGCAGGUACCAACAGACCAGACGUUUUGGACCAGGCUCUUCUACGUCCUGGUCGCUUUGACAGACAUAUCGCCAUCGACCGCCCAACUACGGAAGGUCGAAAGCAAGUAUUCCUGGUGCAUCUUGGAAAGAUAGUGACGAGCGAGGACAUGGAUCACUUGACUGGCAGGCUAGCAGCACUCACUCCAGGCUUUUCUGGCGCCGACAUUGCCAAUUGCGUCAACGAAGCCGCUCUCAUCGCUGCCCGCACAAGCGCCGACAAGGUAACAAUGACCCACUUCGAGCAAGCCAUCGAGCGCGUCAUUGGUGGUCUUGAAAAGAAAUCCCUAGUUCUGAAUCCUGAGGAGAAACGCACAGUCGCCUACCACGAGGCCGGCCACGCUAUCUGCGGCUGGUUCUUCAAAUACGCCGAUCCUCUCCUCAAAGUCUCCAUCAUUCCCCGCGGCCGAGGUACUCUCGGCUACGCGCAGUAUCUCCCCCAGGGAGACGCCUACUUGAUGAAUGUCAACCAGCUCAUGGACCGUAUGGCUAUGACACUCGCUGGCCGUGUCAGUGAAGAGUUGCAUUUCGACACCGUAACCUCGGGAGCAAGUGACGAUUUUAACAAAGUCACACGAAUGGCAACGGCUAUGGUGACGAAAUGGGGUAUGUCCUCUAAGAUUGGCUACCUCUUCUACGAGGACGAUCAGCAGCAGCAGUUGCAUAAGCCUUUCUCCGAAGCCACUGCCCAAAACAUCGACAGCGAAGUCCGGCGUAUUAUCGACGAUGCGUACAAGCAGUGCCGAGAUCUGCUCACCGAGAAAAAGAAGGAAAUUGGUCUGGUUGCAGAGGAGUUGCUUAGCAAGGAGGUGAUUGGGCGGGAUGAUCUGGUAAGAAUACUGGGGAAGAGACCGUUUGAUGAGAACAAGGAGUUCUCCAAAUACUUUGAUGGGACUGGAGGCAAGAGCGCGCCGCCGCCGCCACCGCAAGAGCUGAUUGAUCCUCCGCCUGUGGGGGGCGGGCCGAAUGUACCUACCCCCGGGGUGGCCAUUCAGAGGAUAUGGGACAGGAGGGGAGAUUUGUCUUCUUGA
Molecule: messenger RNA, 2733 nt
Organism: Letharia columbiana
Lineage: Eukaryota; Fungi; Ascomycota; Lecanoromycetes; Lecanorales; Parmeliaceae
Exons: 2
Coding region: 1-2733 (910 amino acids)
Biological process (GO): mitochondrial protein processing; protein-containing complex assembly
Cellular component (GO): membrane; m-AAA complex
Molecular function (GO): ATP-dependent peptidase activity; ATP hydrolysis activity; ATP binding
Source: RefSeq, a predicted model, not a curated record